CCCUUCCUUCUUCACUUCACUUCACUUUCUCUCUCUCUCUCUCUCUCUCUCUCUCUCUUUUUUCCUCUGUUAUAACGAAGCAAGUAUUUUGUCUUUUUGGCUUUAAUUUUUCUCUGAAUAGUAAUAGUAAUAAUAAUCCAAUUCAAGCAUCUGAUUACAUUUUUGGAGAGGUAUGUUCGUCAAGCAGCUUGUGGAGAAGGCUUCAAGGUCCAAGAAGCCUGGAGGUAAUUUGGAACGUUUGAAAUCUAGCGAAGUAGAGCCACGGUUAGCAUUUCAUUAUGGAAUACCGUCUGGAGCAAACAUGUUCGCUUAUGACUCUAUUCAAAAGAUUCUUGCCAUUUCUACUCGUGAUGGAAGAAUUAAAUUAUUUGGAAAAGAUAACACUCAACUUUUGCUCGAAUGUCCUGAGGCAGUACCAAGCAAGUUCUUACAGUUCAUUCAGAACAAAGGCAUCCUUAUAAAUGUGACUUCCAAGAACCACAUUGAGGUUUGGGACGUGGACAAGAAGUUGCUUUCUCAUGUGCAUGUUUUUAAAGAAGAGAUUACCUCAUUUACGAUCAUGCAACAUUGUUUCCACAUGUAUGUUGGAGAUUCUGUCGGAGAUGUAUCAGUUUUAAAGCUUGAUCAAGAAACAUCUAGUUUAGAACAGAUGAAAUACACUAUACCCUUCUCUGCUUCUCAUGGGAAUCAAACUGAAGUUUCAGCUGAUACAACUGUAUUGCACAUACUGCCUCAACCAACAGCUGAGAGUAAGAGGGUUGUUAUAGUAUUCAGAGAUGGCCUAAUCACAUUGUGGGAAAUUCGAGAGAGCAAAUGUAUUUUUACAACAGGUGGAAGCUUGCUGCACUCACAAAAUAAUGAAACAAAGAAAGUGACUUCUGCAUGCUGGGCAUGCCCUGUUGGAAGUAAAGUUGCUGUUGGGUACAGUAGUGGAGAUAUUUUCAUAUGGAGCAUUCAUUCUAUCCCCAAUUUAAGAACUGCUGUUGCAUCAGACUCUGGGACUCGGGCUGCUCCCAUUUAUAAGCUCAAUCUGGGAUAUAAAUUGGACAAAAUACCCAUAGCAUCACUGAAAUGGCUUCAUGCUGAUGGGAAGGCAAGUCGACUCUAUGUUAUGGGUGCCUCUGAUUCUGCAUCUACCAACUUGUUGCAGGUGAUCUUAUUAAAUGAACAUACUGAAACUCGAACAAUCAAGUUAGGACUUCAUUUAUCUGAAUCUUGCAUUGACAUGGAGAUUACAUCAAGUUCUUUUGAUCCAAGCACACAUAUACAGAGUUCCUUUCUCCUGCUUGGAAAAUCAGGGCACAUAUAUGUAUGGGACGAUUGUCAGAUUGAAAAGUAUCUUUUACAGUCACAAUCUAGGGGUUCUCCUUCAUUGCCAAAGGAGGUCAUGAUGAAGUUGCCAUAUGCUGACUCAAGCAUCACUAUAGCAAAGUUCAUCACAGAUAUCUCGCCCAUGUUAAGUUUUGGAGAUGAGGAUUACCUUCUGUUUUCCCAAAGCGUUCCUUCACUUUUUCCUUUUGAGGUGAAGCCUAAGCAUGGAACUUACAUGAAUCCUGUCCCCUUCAGUGGGUUUUCCAAGAUUAAGAACUUGUACAUAAGUGGACACAGUGAUGGAGCCAUUAAUUUUUGGGAUGCGUCAUGUCCAAUUUUUAUCCCACUUUUAUCCUUAAAGCAGCAGAGUGAAGAUGAUAUUUCUUUAAGUGGUAUAGCACUGACAGCAUUGGAUUUUGAUGGCAAUUCACGGCUUCUUGUUUCAGGGGAUCAGAGUGGAAUGGUUCGCAUCUUUAAAUUUAAACCCGAGCCAUAUGCCACAGAGAGCAGUUUUAUGUCUUUUUCAGGAACUUCCAAAAGAGGAAAUAACCACAUCAUUCAGAGUAUCAAACUCAUGAAGGUGAAUGGUUCUGUACUUUCUAUGAAUGUCAGCCAUAAUUCAGGGCAUCUUGCAGUUGGGACUGAUCAAGGAUAUGUUUCACUAAUUGAUAUAAAAGGACCAACACUACUGUAUCAACAACAUAUUGCAAGUGAAAUUUCCACUGGCAUCACCUCUCUGCAGUUUGAUACCUGCAAUCUGCAUGGUUUUGAGAAGAAUGUUUUAGUGGUUGCAACUAAGGAUUCAUCAGUUUUGGCUGUUGAUGUUGAUACUGGAAACACGCUGAGCACUAGCACAGUGCAACCCAAGAAACCAUCUAAAGCUUUAUUUAUGCAGAUUCUGGAUGGGCGUGACAUGUUAGGAGGAUCAAAUGUGUCAAAUAGUGUAGAUCCCAGUAAAGGGUAUCCUGUUGAGCAUGCAAAAAAUCAAUCUUCUCUACUUAUAUGUUCUGAGAAAGCUGUGUAUGUCUAUUCACUAGAUCAUGUUUUUCAGGGGAUUAAGAAGGUUUACUACAAAAAGAAGUUUCAUUCCUCUUCUUGUUGCUGGGCUUCAAUAUUGUGUGGUUCAUCGGAUGUUGGCCUUGUGCUCCUUUUCACCACUGGAAAAAUUGAAAUAAGGUCUUUGCCAGAAUUAUCAUUGAUAAAGGAAUCCUCAAUUAGAGGUUUUACUUAUUCUGCGCCAAGGUUGAACUCCUUAUCAGACAGUUCAGUGUGCUGUUCCCGAGAUGGAGAACUUGUUAUGGUGAAUGGUGAUCAGGAAAUGCUUAUUGUGUCAGUUUUGCUUCAAAAGGAACACUUCAGGCUUUUGGACUCUGUCAGCCAAGUUUACACAAAAGAUUUUAUGCCAUCACAAGAAGGGGUUGCCUCGGGGACCAUUGUCCAAAAGGAAAAGAAAAAGGGUAUCUUUAGCUCUAUGAUGAAGGAUAUAAAAGGAAGUAAGCCAAAGCAAGUUUCUGAGUUGGAAACAGAAGAUACAAGAGAAAGUAUUGAGGAACUUCCAGCGAUCUUUGCAACAGCCAACUUUGCAUGUGAUGUUGAAGAUAGCAAUAACAUGGCUGUGGAUACAGAUGGGAUUGAUUUGGACAUAGAUGAUAUUGACCUCGAUGAUGCUGAAGAGAAACCCAAAGAUCAUAACAUCUUGGCAGCUCCUAAUAAGCAGAAAUUGGCAAGCAAAUUUCAGGCUUUUACAGGUAAAAUAAAACAGUUGAAGGUUAAGAAUGAGAAAAAGAUCAGCAAAGAAGAGCAACUGGAUGAAAAGGCAGGUGGAGUUGAUCAAAUCAAGAAGAAAUAUGGGUUUUCUUCAUCCACUGAAUCAACCGCAGCUAAAAUGGCUGAAAGCAAGUUGCAUGAGAACGUAAAGAAGUUGCAGGGGAUUAACCAAAGAGCAACAGAGAUGCAAGAUACAGCCAGGUCAUUCUCUGCCAUGGCAAGAGAGUUGCUAAAAACUGCAGAAAAGGAUAAAGAUACCUCAUCGUAAGCCUGUAUAGACUAGUUGAAGUGUUCAUUGCUUAAUUCUUUUCACAAAGUCUUUUUCAUGUAUAUUCAUUUUGAUUUGGUCUGACAUUACAAAAUCAGUUGUUUAUAACUGGGGAAGGGUCUGUAUGCACAUUUUAAACAGUAAUGUGGAUUGAGUUUUUCCUC
Ricinus communis (castor bean) is the source of this 3510-nucleotide messenger RNA. RefSeq lists its product as uncharacterized. Gene Ontology annotation, molecular function: syntaxin binding; GTPase activator activity; myosin II binding. Gene Ontology annotation, cellular component: plasma membrane; cytoplasm. Gene Ontology annotation, biological process: regulation of exocytosis. The record is from RefSeq and is a predicted model, not a curated record. The transcript has 24 exons. Bases 173 to 3346 code for a protein of 1057 amino acids. Lineage: Eukaryota; Viridiplantae; Streptophyta; Magnoliopsida; Malpighiales; Euphorbiaceae.